AUGAGCGAACAAUGUAGUUCCUUCCCUCUCCCAGGUAUGGACCCAAACCCCUCGCAAGUCGCAAGGAAGGGAGGCAGAGACACACGCCUUGGCUCCCUGCCCGUUCCUGCCCGUUCCUGCCCCGAGAAUGCCACGCUCAACGUGCUGGAUCAUCACGGGAAGUCACUCAGGGCAGGCGUGGCAGUCACGCAGUGCAGGCAAUCGCAAGUUCAGUCUCGUACCUCGGUGACUUCCUCGUCUCGCCUUCCUUCUGCCUUUGGAUCUCGAGAUCCGCAAGGGUCUGGAAGUCUGGAGGGAGGAACCUGGCCGCCACCCCUCCCCUUCCAUUCACACAAUGCUCCGGUCCCUCUGUCCCCAUCACACGACGGCCGACGACUGCCCAGUCCAAGGAACCUUAAGUAG
Colletotrichum tamarilloi is the source of this 402-nucleotide messenger RNA. RefSeq lists its product as uncharacterized. The record is from RefSeq and is a predicted model, not a curated record. The transcript has a single exon. Bases 1 to 402 code for a protein of 133 amino acids. Lineage: Eukaryota; Fungi; Ascomycota; Sordariomycetes; Glomerellales; Glomerellaceae.